ACACUGCAGAUCGAUCUCACAAUUCUUCUUUUCUCACCACGCUAGUUACUUUCACCGUAGCUAUUAACAGCUAGCAACCAACACCAUGACGAGCAAUACUACAACUACAUCGACAAGUAGUACGAGAACUAAGGACGGCGACUGUCGACAGAGCCAAUUGGCGGCCGACUUGAAAGCCAAAGGCCGUCAAUGUUUCGCCGCAGGAAAGUACGAUGAAGCGCUCAAGCAGUACAAUCGAGCCCUGACCGUGAUCAAGGCAUCGACGACGAAUGAAUCGAGCGCCUUGGUGGCCGAUUUGCACGGCGACAUGGCGGCGUGUCACGAACACCAAGGCGAUACCCCCAAAGCCGUGGAACUGCUCAAGAAACGCAUUGCACUGGAAACCAAGCUGUUUGGCAACGAAUCGUUGGAAGUGGCGCAGACGCAUCAACGCAUUGGAGACUUGUUACGGAACAGUGGCAAGUAUCCCGCGGCCAUUUCGCGGCUCAAGAGUGCCCUUCAGAUUCUUACGACGAUGGAAUCCUCCAACCCGGUGCAAAUAGCGCAAGUGGACUAUCGUUUGGGAGUGUGCUACCAAAAUUUGCCGGAUGACAAUCAAAACGUGACGCUCUUUCACUUGACGCGUGCCAUGGACACGCUCGAACAUGAGGCAAACCAAAAAGAACCACUUGUAUUGUUGGACGCCACCCAUUGUUCCAAUGCUCUGGCACGCAUUAUGCAAGACGAAAAGAAAAUCUACAAAAAGGCCAUUGACUAUCACAAAACGACUCUUAGCCUGGCAGAACAAUGUACGGGAUUGGAGACAGAGGAACAGACCGAAACGGUAAAGUCUCUCAUCGUUUCCAGCCACGUCAAUAUCCCCCUUUGUCGACAAGAACAAGGAAAGUACGACAAGGCAUUGAAACUCCACAAGAAAGCUCUGGGGAUACUCAUUAACAUUCAUGGAUAUCAUCACACCGAAACGGCCUCGUGUUUGACCAACAUUGCCAUUUGUUACGAAAAGCAAGGACAGCCGAAGGAUGCCCUACGAUACUACACACAAGCCGAAACGUCCCUUUUGCAAUCGUCAUCGGAGCAGGUGCAAGCACAAACGCGUCAGCUCUACGUCAAACUGUGGCGCUUUCAUCAAGCGCAAAAGAAUCCAAUAAAAGCCCAAGAAUACUACGACAAGGCCCAACGGGUGGCAUCCGCAUUGGCGGGGGACGAGUGGCAAGCCGUCACGAGCCAACAAGUGGCUCACUGCGUCGAACUCAAAACGGGUUUGGUUUCGACAGCUGGUGGCAACUGUGGGGGUACACCCGAUAAACUGACCAGCCAUACCAGCCGCAAACUGGAUCGUCGUCAUCGUCCUCGAAAUAGAUCGAAAAGUCCUGCAAGGCAUUCUCCCGUGGUGACUGGCAAAUCCAUUCGACGAACGGUGGCAGCAUAACUCUAUCAAUAUGUAUCAUAGAACAGCUUACAAAGAGAGAGAGAGAGACUAAGAGCUAUAGCUAGCUAGAUCAAAGAGAUGCAUCGUGAACACUAUAGCGAGCGAGAAGGUGUAUCGAUUUGACAUCAUCGUUUCCUUUGCGGUGUCGUCUAUGCAACCAUUCCACAGUCGUCUGAAACUCGAACAUGGAUGCAAACAUAUAUGGGUGGAGGAAGAGGAGCUGGUGGCUAAAGUGGUAACGUUACAAGUAGCAAUGCUGAUGCUGAAUGCACCUACAGCGAGGCCGAAAAGAACCCGUAAGACGUUUCUUUCCUGAGCUAUUCACCAGAUUCGCAAUAAACCGUACGUACCGGGACUACCGGUAGGUCUCCCUACCCUACCCUAUAAAAGGUUGCUGCAGCUCACUACAGCAACUCUAUUCGCAACGAAGAAGAAA
Messenger RNA from Seminavis robusta, 1865 nucleotides. NCBI's taxonomy places the organism in Eukaryota, Bacillariophyta, Bacillariophyceae, Naviculales, Naviculaceae. The record is from the annotation of a GenBank genome assembly.